AUGGACCGGUGGGUUGGGAGUGUCGAGACGGUCGCAGGCGGCGUGAGCGCCGUGGACGCCGCGGUUGAGGGGGUUGUGCAGGGGCUUUUGGGCGUCGCAGAGCAGUACGCGGCCGACGUGUCUCAGGUAGAGGCGGUGGGGAGGGCCAUCAGCCACGGCGUUGCAAACUCUUCCGCCGCCCUCGUGAGCUGCCUCGCGGACCUCGCCACAAUGAGCACGGCGAUGAAGGACGCCAUGGACGCCAACCCAGGAGAGGCGCACAGUCUACUGAUGAAUCUUUUUGGAGUUUUCGUCAAGCAGCUCACGAUGUACUACAAGGAGAGCUUCGAAACUUUUAGGAGGGCCGAAGUGACGCUGCGCCAGCAGCAAAUUCUCCGUUGGAAUCAAAGAAGUGAUAUGGACAACAGCACUAGUACAAAUAGCAAUUUCACUCUUGUAACAGAGACACGGCCCUCGCUUGGCGUUGCGCCGCCUGUGGCUUCCGGUGCCCCUAAAGGGGCGACGAAGGAGUCCGCCGGGGGGAGGCAAAAAAAGGCGCAUGAUUCCAGUAAUGACAACCCCGUCCUCCUCCCCAGUGAACCGAAGCAGCAGCAGCAGCAGCAGCAAGAGAAUCUGAGGAAGGGGAAGAGUGACAAAGACACCGCCGAUGAGUACGCGUUUGCCCCAAGGACUACCGCCGAAAAUGAGGCGACGCAGAAGGAGGGUCAGGGAGAUACUCACAAGCGAACACCACCUUCAACGAGGGAGGUAGUGGCUGUGCAGGAGCCAACGUACCUCCACGUGGUCUCAACGGUGGAGGACGCGCUCGGUCGCUUGGUGCUGUCUAGCAGGCCAAAUGUUUUUAGUGCUCCCGAGUUGAUUGAGCGUCAGUCACCGAUAGCGUCGUAUUACGUUAAACUCCCCGCCCCCGGCUCGUUGGGGUCGUUGCUGCUAUCCAAUUAUAUUGCGCUAGGGGAUGACAUGCAGGCAGACUUAAUGUGUGACAUUCUGCAAACCGAUUGUGUGGAAGUGGAACCAUUUGAGUCGCCUGCCGGCGAAAUCUUUGUGGAGGAUCCAUUGGACCUGCGCGAAUUGCCCCCUUGCGGUUGGCGUAUGGGCUCCAGCGAGGAUCAUCAACAGAUGCUAUACACGCUUUAUGUAUUGAUAAUUCGUGGGGCAAAAAUGUCACCCACCUUACUGAUUCAGGAAUCCCUCGUCAUUAAUUCAGAACGGGAAGAGGUAGUGCAUGAGAUCACCCCAGUUCCCGAGGCACCACAGAUUGCCAAGGUGACAGUGCGUGGUUUUGACCCCUCUUCAUCGCGGAGCGCCUCGCCCAGUAAAAGGUACAAGAGUGAGCGUCUAUUGGCUAUUGUAAAUAUUACCAAAAAUACCUACGAGAGGAAUGGGUUUGUAGAGGUUAAGAAAGAAGAAGUAAAUGCGGUGGUGCAGCAGCUCCACACCCAUGAUCGGUUGACGCCGCGAGAGGAAGCGCUACUGACUAAGCGCAACGCCGCCGUGAACAAGACGGCGGCAGCGUUUCAAGGCACGGUGGAGCUGGCGUCACUUGAGCAGCCUGGAGAGCAGGAGGGAUGGGGAUUGAGCGACGUUGCGAAGGGGGCCGUGCGGGGGGCUGCUGCAGUUGUCUUGGCCCCUGUUUCUGUGGGAAAAGCUGUUGGGAACGCUGUGCUUGACGUUUCGGGUGUGACCGGUGCCAUUAAACAGCAGAUGGAAGGUGUUUUUCGCAAGUCCUUUCCAAACCUGGCCUCGGAAGACAUCAUUGAAACGUUCAAUUGUGCCCUUGUGGACGAAGGCAACCCUUUACCAAAGCAGGGCUUCAUGUUCAUUACCCCACGUUGGCUUUGCUUCCAGGCUGGUCUCUUGAGUGCCAACUUUAGCUUGGAGUGGGAUGAAAUCAGGGACAUUAAAAAGCAGCGAACGGCAAAGGUGCUAGAAAACGCCAUUGCUAUACACACGCACUUGGGCGGGACGUACUUUUUAACUUCCUUUCUCCAACGAGAUCACGCGUAUAGUGCCAUGAUGAAGCAGUGGCUGAGAAAGUAG
Trypanosoma conorhini is the source of this 2040-nucleotide messenger RNA. RefSeq names its product GRAM domain containing protein. Lineage: Eukaryota; Euglenozoa; Kinetoplastea; Trypanosomatida; Trypanosomatidae. The transcript has a single exon. Gene Ontology annotation, molecular function: sterol binding; sterol transfer activity. The coding region runs from base 1 to 2040 and encodes 679 amino acids. Gene Ontology annotation, cellular component: endoplasmic reticulum-plasma membrane contact site; endoplasmic reticulum membrane; plasma membrane. The record is from RefSeq and is a predicted model, not a curated record. Gene Ontology annotation, biological process: intracellular sterol transport.